Molecule: messenger RNA, 5184 nt
Organism: Colletes gigas
Lineage: Eukaryota; Metazoa; Arthropoda; Insecta; Hymenoptera; Colletidae
Product: dentin sialophosphoprotein-like
Source: RefSeq, a predicted model, not a curated record
UCGUUCCUCGAUCGGUUCGCCACGCUUCACCUCUCCCGAGACUCUUUCUCCGAUCUCUUCGCGGUUUCUAUCUCUUGCUCCUCUUUCUCUACUCUUUUCGUUUUCGUUUUCGGGUUUCGAGCGGUGACGCGGCGCGGGCGAAACGGAACGCGGUGCUCUUCUCCAGGUGGGUGGUGUACAGUGUUGGUGUCCCGGUGCUGGUGGUAGUUUGGUGUCGUCGAUGGUGGUGGUGCCGGUGGUUGAUGGUGGUUGGUGAAUCCGGGACCGAGGAAGCGACCCCCGGAGGCGUUCGCCCUCCGUUCUUGGGAUCUUUCGCUUUCGAGGAGGGGAGCAUAGUUGUAUCAUGGCGUCGUACAGAAGCUAUGGUGACAGUGUUUACCGAUCCAGAGCCAGCGGCGGAGUUGCCGGCACGUUCGGAAGAACCGCUUCUACGGGAAGCGGACUGCCUAGCUGCAGAACGAGCUAUUCGUCCAUCGGUUCCGGUUCCACCAGGGUUCCCGCCAAGGAGAGGAUUUCCGGCUUUGGAAAUGCGUUUUUGAAGAAGGAUAAGACCGAAGAGAAGCCUAGUUUUAAGUAUUCCGCUACCAAAGAAGCCGAGAAGAAUAGAUUGCACCCCGGAAGAUCAUCGUCGGAGGAUGUAAGGUCGAAAAGUCCAUUAUCGAGCAGCAGAUCCUCCCUGUUCGAGAAGUAUUCGUUCCCAGCUACUAAAACUACAGACAGACCGGCCUCCGUCUUGGAUAGAUAUAACCGCGCCACUUCGCGGGAAAAGAGCCGAGAGCCUGACGGAGUAUCCCGAUACGGAUCCAGCACGUAUCCCGGAUCAGGCUUGGCACGAAGUUAUGGAAACGAAAGCAGAAUCGAGAAGAAAGAGAGAAGCGAUCAUCCGCCGGUUUCGUAUCGGGGAUUACGCCCGAACUCCGGGAGGAGUUCUCGGGAGCCUAGCCCGGAGGUCAGCGUCGGGAAAUCGAACUCCUUCAGGGUGUACUCGAGAGCGUCUUCCUACGGUCGAUCCGGCCCCACUUCUAGUGCUUCCGAAUCGAGCUCGGCGCCGAUUUCCUCGAGAUACGGCUCGACAAGCAGUUCCAGGUUUCUCUCGUCGAGAAGUAGUAACGACCGAGUUCCCGCGGCCAUAAGCUACUCCGGAUCGGACAGGUUCCGAACUUCAGGCAGUAAGCCUGCGUCUGCGAACUCGAAGAACGAAGACACCGCGAAGACCAAAUCGGAAAAGGAUACGAGCCAGGAGCCGUACGCAAGCUCGACGAAGCCCGAAGAGUUCGAGGCAGAUAGCAGACUUCAGGAGAACGAGACCGUGACGUUAACUAUGGUUACCAGAGGCACGUCGCCGAGUCCACCGGCGUCUUCCUCGUUCGUGAGAAGCAGAAGAGCCGACAUUGGGAUCGCGCAUCAAAAGGAAGUGAUUCGAGCGCGUAGGAGGACGGAAUCGAAGGACCAGGACGCUCAAUGCGACAGGUUGGAGGAUGGAUCGAGGUACUCGCGGUACGGGGGCGGCGGUAGGGUAUCCGGGACGCCUUGGUCGUCGUAUUUAGACAAAUUCUCGUCGACGAAUUCGAGCGGAACUCCCGUGUACGGGAGAGGAUUCAACGCAGGCGGUGGCAGCGCGACGAAUUCCAGGGUGAACAGUUUCGCGUACGGCAGGUCGAACGAGAACGCGAUCGCUUCGAGGAACGAAUCCGUCUCGAAGGUGUCGCCCAGUUCUAGUCAGGAGAUUCACGCAAAUAGAAACCAAAACGAACAGAAUACCAAAGUGUACGGCGGGCUGGGUUACUCGAGAAACGGCGCCGAUUCGCCGAUCGUGAAACCCGAUUCCGUCUCAAAGAUGUCCGCGGCUAUCGGGCACGAGAACACCAGCAGAGAUCAAACGGACGGUAAAUUGCAAAUUGGCGAGCCCCGACCGUGUCCCGGCGGGAAGACCGAAGCGAAAAACAAUCGCCUCGCCGGCACCAAAGCGUUCAACAAUGAUUCCACGGUCCUGAAAAGGGAGAACUCGCCGCAACGGGCCGCCAUUGUUGCGAAGUCGCCAGACUCCCGGGAAAGUAUUUCCAGGAGCGAGGAAGGGCAGAACAGCAGAGAAAGUUCCGCGUCCAAGAGCGAGGGAUGCAAUCAAAGAAGACCGUCUAUACCGAGAUUAGGUCGUGGCGCGACGAAGACCGAUGUCAGGAUCGUCAAGUCUUCGUCAGGUUCCUCCACGAAGUCCGACGGGCUCAGAGAGAGGAGGGGUUCCACGCCUAACUCCGACGCCAGCUCGUUGCCCAGACUCGUUGAAACCUCGAGGAUCGUCGAGGGGUAUUGUCAAGAACGAAGCGAGGACAUUAGCUCUUCGAAGCGCGAUACUACUUCGUCUGGGAAAGAGUCGUUUCACAGUGGUCCCCAGACAUCGCAGAGCCGGUCCACGACCCCCCAAUCGCGCAGCGGGUCCUCGAAGAAUCUGUCCCGUCAGAUGACGCGGACCGAUUCGUCGGACGGUUCCGCUGUAAAUGUGCCAAUUGGCAGAUCGAAAUCGUCGUCAGCCAGUUCGGUGACGAGUCAGAGUUCAAAAAUAAAGGCGACGCCGCCGCCAUCGCCUGGGAAGUCAUCCGUCGGUUCGAGCGCGUCGUCAGUGAAUCUGAGGCAAGGCGGAUCACCGGAUGCUCGUGGCAAACCACCUGUGCCGAAGACCGACGUUGCAACGGUAACCGCGUCGAAGUGUAUCCUGCCUAUGAAGUACGUAAACAAGGAUUUCCGCAAGUCGACGCUGAACAUGGAGAACGGUGAUCCUUCGCAGUCCAAGUACAGCAGGAAGAAGAAGAGCCAACGUAGCAUGUCCGUCAGUUCUCAAGAUUCGCAAUCCGAACCGAACUCCGAACCAAUUCAUCAGGCUGUUUCGUCCGGAUCCGCGAGUUCCGUGAAAUCGAACAGAUCGAGAUUGAGAAUGCCAUCGAGCAUGUCGAAGACCACGACGAGCAAAAGCGAUUCCAGCGGCUCGACGAGGCCGGAGAAGUCGAGGAGCUGCUCGAAAUCGCCGUCCGAACGAAGAGAGAAGGAAACUGGGACCUCGAGCUCGAGCGGCACCGAGUCCAAUUCUUCGAACUCGUCCAGCAGCGAGGAGGACGACGACACGAAGCAGAAGAGACCCGGAUCGAGACGACGGAAGAGACGUACGUCCAAGUCGCCGUUCUGCGAGAAGAGAGGCAAGAUAAGCGCGGGAUCGUCCAGGACCAGCGUGUUGGCGUCGUCCGCCGACGAGAUGUCUCUGACCAUGGACAAACCGCCCAGACCGCCGUCCAGUCCAAGAUCGAGAAGCGACCGUUCCGGGAAGACUGAGGAAGCGAAAUCGUUCCUGACCAGAGCACUCGCGCCGGUAACAAAUCUUUUCAAGAGCAAACGUCAGGAUUCCGGCGAGUCCGGCAAGUCGUCCGGUUGGCCGGACUCCAACGAAGAGAGCUCGGAUAUUAAAAAAUCGGAGUACACCACGGCGUCCGCGUCGAAGAGCCGUUCGAGGAGCUACAGUGCCGCGAACUCGGAGAAAACCGAUGACAGAAGACAAAGCUGCGCCAGGGUGAAACGCGAUUAUUCCGGGGAACAGCCUUGGUGGAUGGACCCGAACUCCGACAACGUUCCUGAAGGUGUCGAAACCAGAAGCGUGUGUAACGACGAUAUCAGUCAAGAAACGACCGUCAGUGGUACCUUGCCUGACGAUGGUAAAUACAAAUACAGAGUUUGGAGACAAGACUCGGAAGAACGAGCCUGGUGGUUGGACUCGAACGACAGCGUAGCCUCGGAGGACGCCAGGAAACAAUCUUCAACGGUUUCGAGACAGGGAUCAGGGGAGAAAAGCUGGUGGUUAGAUUCCAACGAUAGCGUUCCGUCGGACGAAACGAAGAAACAAUCCUCCUCCUCGGUAGUUUCGAAACACGACUCUGGAGACAGAGGGCGAUGGCUGGACGGGAACGACAGCGUUUCCUUGGAGAAAUCGAGAAAAUCAUCGCGCUCGACGCUCUGGAGGCAGGAAUCCGGGGAGAGGGCUUUGUGGUUGGACGCGAACGACAACGUCCCGUCGGAGGAACCGAAGAAACAAUCUGCCCCGGCAUCUCCGUUAUCGAGACGAGGGUCCAGUCGUUGCAGUACCCGGUCCAGCGAAAGGAGGAAUCGCAUCAAACAUCAGCAAUCCGGGGAACGAGCCUGGUGGAUGAGCGACGAUCCAGAGAAUGUACCCGAAGGAAUCGAAGUUAUCCCCGUAACUACGAACGUCAAGAGUCACAACGAAGAGGCGGACGAUAAUCAGACGUACGGGAGAACUAUAAACAAAAUCAGGCACAUCGAGUCCGGCGAGAAGGCAUGGUGGAUGGACAGCUCGUCGAACGUACCUGACGGUGUCGUCAAGAUUCCCGUGGAAACUUCGAACAGCACCUCCGACUCGUCCGAGUCGUUCGAGAGAAUCGAUAUUGGCGUUAACCCUGAACCUGAUAUAUACGCCAAGAGAAGCCUCUCUAGGUUCCCUAUCGAGUUUCCGCCUCCUCCGCCCGACGAGCCACUUGGGGAUCGCGCCAGUCCUGAAGGGGUAGAAAAUCCUCCGGAUCCACCGGACAAUUACGGUGGACGGGACUCGCCUUACGACAACGUGCAGCCAACACCCCGAAGAUCGUCGCCAAGGAAACGGCCGUCCACGUUGCCUCUGUUCAUCGGCGAGCACACCAACAUCGACGACCUGUUGGGCGAUUCGGCGGUUCUCUGCCCCAGCCCUGUCUUGUCGCGCUUCCGUGAACGCGAGCGCAUCGACGAGGAUUCCUCGGAAGAGAGUUCGGAAUGCGAAGAAAUCGACGCCACCCAAGUGAUCAUUCACGACAGCACGCCGCAGACGCCAGUGAUCCAACGACGGCAUCGGGACAACGAGAGGCCUCAGCCCGAUGGUUACAUUCCGGGUGUUCUUUGUACACGAGACGGAGUAGGGAGGGGGUUGACCACGUGGCGGCGCCACCGUCGUCUUAGCGCGACAGGUGUCCGCGGCGUUCAGUGUCGCGGCAGCCGCUCGCGAGCCGGGCGAUUCGAAUGAAAAUAAAUCGGCGGUACGACGAACUGGUUCGUGCGUUCGCGUAAAGCGGUCGUGCGGUCCGGUGAGACUCGCGACGUAAAACAGGGCUGUGUGUUGCCUUUUUUGGAUCGAAGAAAAAGGGCUAUCGGGACAAU